AUGAAAUUCUCAGUAGUUGCCGUUGUUUUAUCUUUAUUGGCAGCAACAUCGUUUGCUGAUGCCAACCAAGAGAAACGUGAUGCAGAACCUUAUUACUACUAUAAACGUGAUGCCGAACCAUAUUACUACUACAAACGUGAAGCCAACCAAGAGAAGCGUGACGCUGAUGCCGAACCUUACUACUACUACAAACGUGAGGCCAACCGACAGAAGCGUGAUGCUGAUGCCGAACCAUACUACUACUACAAACGUGAGGCCAACCGACAAAAGCGUGACGCCGAUGCCGAACCAUACUACUACUACAAACGUGAAGCCAACCGACAAAAGCGUGACGCCGAUGCCAAACCAUACUACUACUACAAACGUGAGGCCAACUUGGAUAAGCGUGAUGCUAAAGCUAACCAAAGAAAACGUGAUGCCUUCCUAGAAGAAACCCAACCAAGAAAACGUGAUGCCUUCCUAGAAGAAACCCAACCAAGAAAAC
Messenger RNA from Diversispora eburnea, 484 nucleotides. Lineage: Eukaryota; Fungi; Glomeromycota; Glomeromycetes; Diversisporales; Diversisporaceae. The record is from the annotation of a GenBank genome assembly.